This is a messenger RNA of Kwoniella shivajii, 1074 nucleotides long. RefSeq lists its product as uncharacterized. The transcript is spliced from 4 exons. The coding region runs from base 1 to 1074 and encodes 357 amino acids. The record is from RefSeq and is a predicted model, not a curated record. NCBI's taxonomy places the organism in Eukaryota, Fungi, Basidiomycota, Tremellomycetes, Tremellales, Cryptococcaceae.
AUGCUGUAUGCACCACAACGGCGUCAUGCUGUUGCAUCGCUCGCGACCACAGCACAUGCGUUAUGUCUCCUUCAACAUUUUCAUUCUCCGAAUCUCCUCAUACUGCUCGCUAGAAUAUUGGCUCAAAUACAAAUCAACGCAUGCGCAUUCGUACAUCCUACGAGAAGUCUAUUGACUCUAACAUUAAUGUUGAUUUUGAUGAACGUCACUUCUGUAUUCUUACAUCUACUAGACUUCGUUGGUGGGAUGAAUGAUGGUAAAGGCUUGGUAUUAGAUUUUGUUGGAGUUAAUCCAGCAAAUCCAGCUUCAUUAACAAGGAUACUACUUCUUGAUUUAUUAUUGUUCGUAAUCCAAUUGAUUGGAUUAUGCGUGUCAUACGUAACCCAUUCGACAAACUUACCCGUAUCAUCUUCUUUCCCUUACGACGAUCUACUGCUUCCCCCUUCUAGGACCCAGAACACCGUCAAUAUAUCAAGCACGCUAUUUGAAGAUGAAGUUGAAGAAGACGAUGAAGGUGAUGUCGAAUCUAGUCAGUCCGGUCUCGGAACAGCGAUAGGGCUUGGCAUUGGAAGGAGAAGGUUUCGCCAAAAGAAGGGCAAUAGAUAUGAAUCGAUACGAGGUGAUGAGGAAGAAAGGGAAUUAUGGUUGAAUGACAAUGGUAACCACGAAGGAGGGCAAUCACAACCAUGUAAGUACCUUUUCUAUUAUAGUGAUCAUAUAGUAAUCACCGAUGGCCAACAUAUACUUACUUCAUAUAGCCAGAUAAGAAUAACAGAACCGCCUUUGAUAUUCUCACUACCACUUCGACACAUUUUAUCACUGAUAUUCAAACUACCUUCGCCGUUGCCGCCUCCAAGAGCUUUUUCGGGUGGGACACCCAUCUCGACACCACCCAUAACACCUCCAGUAGUUCCGUUAGCCAGAAUGCCAGAUAUUGUUGACGGUGAUCUACAUGAGACUAGCUCAGAAGUGCGUAGAGAGGGCUUGGGCUUGCAUGGCGUAGGUGCAGAAUCGGAAGAAGGAUUAGGUAGGAUACCGGGGGAAUAUAGACGUGAAAACAACCAGGUCGGUUGA